Molecule: messenger RNA, 875 nt
Organism: Sciurus carolinensis (gray squirrel)
Lineage: Eukaryota; Metazoa; Chordata; Mammalia; Rodentia; Sciuridae
Product: cathepsin G-like
Exons: 5
Coding region: 10-777 (255 amino acids)
Biological process (GO): proteolysis
Cellular component (GO): cytoplasm; intracellular membrane-bounded organelle
Molecular function (GO): serine-type endopeptidase activity
Source: RefSeq, a predicted model, not a curated record
UCAAACAAGAUGCAGCCACUCCUGCUUCUGUUGGCCUUUCUCCUCCCGCCUGGGGCUGAAGCAGGGAAGAUCAUUGGAGGCCGGGAGGCCAGACCCCAUUCCUACCCCUACAUGGCAUAUCUUCGGGUCCAGGGCUCAGAAGGUCGGCACACUUGCGGGGGGUUCCUCGUGCGAGAAGACUUUGUGAUGACAGCAGCUCAUUGCUGGGGAAGUCUUAUAAAUGUCACUCUGGGAGCUCACAACAUCCAGAGACAGGAAAGGACCCAGCAACACAUCUCUGUGCUCAGAGCCAUCCGCCACCCUGACUACAAUCCAUGGAACAUCCAGAAUGACAUCAUGUUACUGCAGCUGAGCAGCAGAAUCAGGCAGAAUGCAGCGGUGAGGCCUGUGGCCCUGCCUCAAGCCGGGAAUGGGGUGAGUCCUGGGACCUUGUGCACAGUGACCGGCUGGGGCCUGGUCAGCCUGAACAGGUUACCAAACAGACUCCAGGAGGUGCAGCUGAGAGUGCAGAGGGACCAGGUGUGCAGCAGACGCUUUGCUUUCUACACCGGCCAGACCCAGAUUUGUGUGGGGGUCCCUCGAGAGAGGAAGAAUGCCUUCAGGGGAGACUCCGGUGGCCCUCUGGUAUGUAACAACGUGGCCCAGGGCAUUGUCUCCUAUGGAGCUAACAAUGGGACCCCUCCUGCAGUCUUCACCCGGAUCUUGAGCUACCUACCCUGGGUACAGAGAACAAUGAGGCGCUUCAAAUGGGAGGAUCAGACUGAAACCCCUCUAUGACUCACUCUUUUUUCUUUGGGGCAUAGGCCAGCUCCAAGGGAUUGCCAGAGCUCUAAUAAAUGUCCGUCUACAGUGUAAAUAUUUGCUACUAAACAUCA